CCCCGGUCACUGAGGAACCGGUAAGCGGUAAGCGUAAACGCUACCAAACUGUAAACACCUGGCGAGGCCUGAAGAACGUGGAGCUUUAAUAGCCCGGCGUAACUGGUCUUGACUUUCUUGGAAUUUCAGAGGAAAUCCGGACAACCGUUCUCUGUUGGUGAAUGGUUAACUAAUGCAGGUGACGCUGUUCAAAUAUGCACUGCCAGUGAGAAAUGGCCUAGUUAGCCCACUUUAAUCACCCGUGAAGAGAGAUGGCCACAGUUCACAUGAUCGCAGGACUGUUCUUCUUCACGUUGGCGUUCAUAGCCACGUCUUUCGGCAAACCAGCAGCCGAUCGCGACGAUGAGUCUUAUGACGUGGACCACUCCGGGCAGCUGUGGCAGACCCGGGCCCGCAGAGCGCAUGCGCAGUCCAGGACGGUACCCACAGACCAGGAGCGUACGCCCGACUACUGGACCAACAUGGCGCGGGCCUCCAUCGAUGAAGCCCUCCGCCUGCAGACCCUCAACACGAACGUGGCCAAAAACGUGGUGCUGUUUCUGGGAGACGGGAUGGGCGUUUCCACGGUAACCACGGCACGGAUCCUGAAGGGACAAAAGGCGGGAAACCCGGGAGAGGAGACCGUGUUGGCCAUGGACUCAUUACCUUACACCGCCAUGUCUAAGACCUACAAUAUCGACGCCCAAGUCCCCGACUCGGCCGGUACUGCUACAGCGUUCUUGUGCGGGGUGAAGGCGGAGGCCGGGGUCAUCGGCGUGGACGGGAGAACACGGUACGGCAACUGCAGUUCCUCCAAGGGUCACGAGGCGGAGUCCAUUAUUGUGCACGCAGAAAGAGCAGGGAAGUCGACUGGGAUCGUCACCACCGCCCGAGUGACCCACGCCACGCCGGCGGCGGCAUACGCUCACUCGGCCGCACGGGGCUGGGAGGCGGACAGCGAUCUGACGGCGGAGGCCCGGGAGAACAACUGUACCGACAUCGCCUAUCAAUUGGUGGAGGAAGCACCCGAUAUAGAGGUUAUCCUGGGAGGGGGCAGUCGGAUGUUCAAGCCCCGGAGUUGGGCGGAUCCGGAAACCGGUGGGAGUGGAGACCGAAACGACGGCGUAGAUUUGGUCCAGCGGUGGCAGGACAGAAAAACCGGCAGAUCCCGCUAUGUCUGGAACGGAACGGACUUCAGAGAUGUCGACCCGGAAUCGACGGAUUAUCUUCUUGGUCUUUUUGAAAGGAGUCAUAUGAAGUACACUGCUGAUCGCACGGACGACCCGGCCGAGGAGCCGACCAUCGCCGACAUGACCCGGAAGGCGAUAGAAAUACUCCGGAAAAACGACAAUGGUUUCUUCCUGCUAGUGGAAGGCGGCCGAAUAGACCACGGACAUCACGCGUCCAAGGCGGUGAAAGCUUUAGAGGACACCGUGGCGUUUGAUGACGCCGUGCAGGUGGCUAAAGACAUGCUGGACACGUCUGACAGCCUCGUCGUGGUGACGGCGGACCACUCCCACACACUGACGUUUGCAGGGUACCCGGAUAGGGGACACCCCAUAUUUGGACAAAACGUGUACACGUCAUCCACCCCUGAUAAUACCUGGGAUGAGUUACCGUACACCACCCUGCUGUACGGGAACGGUCCGGGGUACGCGCUGGUGGAGACUACAAACGGGAACGACACGCAGGUCACACGCCAAAACAUCACGGACGUGGAUACAGCGGAUAAGGAGUACGAACAGCAGAGCGCCGCGCCGUUACGGAGCGAGACGCACGGAGGGGAGGACGUCAUCAUCAUGGCGGACGGACCCAUGGCUCACCUGUUCCACGGCGUACAGGAGCAACACUACAUCGCACACGUUAUGAUGUACGCCGCCUGUCUAGGGGAGUACACAGAGCACUGUGACAAACCGAUUGGGACACCCAAACCCGUCGGCGAUGCAGGGCCUGCCGCUAGGGGGAGCUAUUAUACGGUCGCCUUGACAACAGUUCUUUCCGGGCUACUGAUGAUGGCGGCUACGCGUUUGUAGCUUUGGUUGUGGCUGAAUGAAUGCAGUGUGCGUGUGCAUGAGAGCGAGAGAAAGCGAGAGAGAGAGAGAGAGAGAGAGCGAGAGCGAGAGAGAGAGAGAAAGAGAGAGAGAGCGAGAGAGUUACAGAGAGUUACAGAGAGAAUAUCCAAGCAGAUGUUGGGUGGACGAUUGUAACGUUCUCUGGCUAUCGAGCGUCUUUGAUAGCAACACACACACGGGCGUCCGGUGGUCAGAAAACUUUACAAGCUUCCAUCCAGACAUCUGCUUGGAGAUUAGAUCCAGAGUAUGUCCUGGAUCGAAAUAUUUAAUUCCUACGCACAGGUCCCUCCCCACCGCCAAAUUAGCUUUGACUCGAUUUUUCUGAGUCAGACAAGUCACCAACUACACACACUGCACAAUUAACGUUUCAUGUUCAUCUUUUUUCAUUGAUCGCCAUUGUUACUGCUAUAGUUAGUUCAGUUUGUCAUCAAUCCUGAUUUUAUGGUACAUGGAACAAAUGCAUUUCUCUGUAUGUAUUCAAGUUACUUUUUUUGUUGUCACUUGAGUUUCUUUAGUUCCUGUCUUAUGUUAGGAUUUGCCAUGAAAAUUAACCGUGUUGCUCGAAUGAAGUGGAAAAUGUAUGACAAGUAUGUGGACAAGGUUGUAUACAAUACCGAGAAAAAUACCGAGAAAUAAAAUCUCAGUCAACCCUGUUA
Branchiostoma floridae (Florida lancelet) is the source of this 2707-nucleotide messenger RNA. Its product is annotated as alkaline phosphatase-like. NCBI's taxonomy places the organism in Eukaryota, Metazoa, Chordata, Leptocardii, Amphioxiformes, Branchiostomatidae. Gene Ontology annotation, biological process: dephosphorylation. The record is from RefSeq and is a predicted model, not a curated record. The transcript has 11 exons. Gene Ontology annotation, molecular function: alkaline phosphatase activity. The coding region runs from base 252 to 2012 and encodes 586 amino acids.